Eutrema salsugineum is the source of this 2507-nucleotide messenger RNA. Its product is annotated as CDPK-related kinase 1. NCBI's taxonomy places the organism in Eukaryota, Viridiplantae, Streptophyta, Magnoliopsida, Brassicales, Brassicaceae. Gene Ontology annotation, cellular component: cytoplasm; nucleus. The transcript has 11 exons. Gene Ontology annotation, molecular function: calcium/calmodulin-dependent protein kinase activity; calcium-dependent protein serine/threonine kinase activity; ATP binding. The record is from RefSeq and is a predicted model, not a curated record. Gene Ontology annotation, biological process: protein autophosphorylation; intracellular signal transduction; peptidyl-serine phosphorylation. Bases 463 to 2193 code for a protein of 576 amino acids.
GCGAAAGCAUCUUCGUCUUCCUUUUUUUUUCAUUCUCAACACUUUGCUUUUGCUUCGUGAAGUGUCUUUAAUUAACUUUCCUUCUAAUUGGAAUAAAACUCGCUUCUUUCCUUCUUCUUCUUCUUCUUCUUCUUCUUCUUCUUCUUCUUCUUCUUCUUCUUCUUCCUCCUCUUUGCGUGUGGGUUUAUCUUCAAUCUUCAUCUAAUCUCCUGAUCUCGGCUUAAUUCUCUCCCAAUUCCCAUGUGAAAUCGAAUUUGCUUACCUCUCUCUGAUUUCUAGGUUUUGAUUGAGCCUCGAUUCUUCUUCCUAGAAUUACUUAUUCUCACUAUUUUUCCCGGGAAAAUUAUACCACAUGAUAUUGCUCUUCGUUCGUUACUAACUGAUUCCUCUGAGUGAAUCCAUAUUCUUCAGUCUUCUUCACCAAGUUUUAAGCUUUCGUUUUAAAUCCUCAAUUCAUAACUCAUGGGGAUUUGUCAUGGAAAACCCAUCGAACAGCAAUCGAGGAAUAGCCUCCCAGUUUCCGGCGAAGUCGAUGAAACUCCGACGGAUUCGCAGCCGGCGAAAUCCUCCGGCUUUCCGUUUUACAGCCCGAGCCCUUUACCUAGCCUAUUCAAAUCCUCACCGGCCAUAUCCUCGAGCGUGAGCUCAACGCCUCUUCGCAUCUUCAAGAGACCUUUCCCGCCUCCAUCUCCCGCAAAGCACAUACGCGCUUUCCUCGCGCGUCGCAGCGGCUCAACGAAGCCCAACGAGGCCUCGAUUCCUGAAGGUAAAGAAUUCGAGAUCGGUCUCGAUAAGAGUUUUGGGUUCUCGAAACAUUUCGCUUCACACUACGAGAUUGAUGGCGAGGUGGGUCGUGGUCAUUUUGGAUAUACUUGCUCUGCAAAAGGUAAAAAAGGCAGCUUGAAAGGUCAAGAAGUUGCUGUUAAAGUCAUUCCCAAAUCCAAGAUGACAACUGCAAUUGCAAUUGAGGAUGUUAGUAGAGAAGUGAAGAUAUUGCGGGCUUUGACUGGUCACAAAAACUUAGUCCAGUUCUAUGACGCGUUUGAAGAUGAUGAAAAUGUUUAUAUUGUGAUGGAGUUAUGCAAAGGUGGUGAACUCUUGGACAAAAUACUUCAAAGGGGUGGCAAAUACUCAGAAGAUGAUGCUAAAAAAGUUAUGGUUCAGAUUCUUAGUGUAGUAGCUUACUGUCAUCUACAAGGUGUGGUUCACCGUGACCUUAAACCCGAGAACUUUCUGUUCAGUACUAAGGACGAGUCGUCUCCUCUAAAAGCAAUUGACUUUGGUCUCUCUGAUUAUGUCAAGCCAGACGAGAGGUUGAAUGAUAUUGUAGGAAGUGCAUAUUACGUGGCCCCGGAAGUUUUACACCGUACAUACGGAACAGAAGCAGACAUGUGGAGUAUUGGAGUGAUUGCUUAUAUUCUUCUUUGUGGCAGUAGACCCUUUUGGGCCCGUACUGAAUCCGGAAUCUUUCGAGCUGUCCUUAAGGCAGAGCCCAAUUUUGAAGAAGCUCCUUGGCCAUCCCUUUCACCUGAUGCUGUAGAUUUUGUGAAAAGAUUGCUAAACAAAGAUUACCGUAAAAGACUAACUGCGGCCCAGGCUUUGUGUCAUCCGUGGCUAGUUGGCUCGCAUGAACUAAAGAUACCAUCUGAUAUGAUCAUAUACAAGCUUGUAAAAGUGUACAUAAUGUCUACUUCACUGAGAAAAUCAGCUUUAGCGGCUCUUGCUAAGACAUUGACUGUACCACAGUUAGCUUAUCUGCGGGAGCAAUUUACAUUGUUGGGGCCAAGCAAAAAUGGAUAUAUUUCGAUGCAGAACUACAAAACAGCAAUCUUAAAGAGCUCAACAGAUGCUACGAAGGAUUCACGAGUCUUAGAUUUUGUUCACAUGAUAAGUUGUCUUCAAUACAAGAAACUAGACUUUGAAGAGUUCUGUGCAUCAGCCUUAAGUGUUUAUCAGCUCGAAGCAAUGGAAACAUGGGAGCAACACGCACGUCGUGCUUACGAGUUGUUUGAGAAAGACGGGAAUAGACCUAUCAUGAUUGAGGAACUUGCAUCGGAACUUGGACUAGGGCCAUCAGUCCCUGUGCACGUUGUUCUCCAGGAUUGGAUAAGACAUUCGGAUGGGAAGCUUAGUUUCUUGGGUUUUGUCAGACUACUACACGGCGUGUCUUCUCGGACAUUACAGAAAGCUUGAGAGCAAUGACAUUGUUAGAUAAGAAAGAUGCAGCUAGCUGUAGAUCAUGGUUUCUUCUUUUUACCAUUUCUUUAUAGCUUUUUUUUUUUUUUCCUAUUCAAUCAUGGGUAAAGGUUUUGAGUCAAAGAUUCGAUAAUUAUGUCAGUGUGUGUAUUUCUGUGUGGUGGGGAAGGAAUGGGUUUCAGAUGAAGAGGAAUGUACAGAAUGAGACAUAUACUAUAUUCCAAUAUCUCUGUAACUUUGGUUUUUCUUAAGUCGGAACAAGAAUCUCUGCAUAAACUUAAUUUAUAUUAUCAAAGAUGUAACUACAGUUA